AUGUCAAGCUCUGGCUCUGACGCCGACCCCGAUAACGAGCGCCUCAGCUCUCUGAGCCACAAUUUCGGGCCUUCAGCUUCUCGAAACAACCCUCUUUUCAUUCCGGAGCUCUUCUAUCUCAUUGUUGAGGCACUUGGUGAAAAAACCGAUGAACGUCCUGAAUAUCGGAACAAACACAGCCUGGCAAACCUUGCUGCAACAUGCAAGUACUUCGCGGCAACCCUUGAAACUGUUCUGUAUACCCAGGACAUCAAGGAUGGUGAGCUCCGUGGCUUGAAGUGCAUUGUAUUCUGUGAGGAGGAUCACGUCACACUGGGCAGACUGAACAAGUACCCUGAGGAGCUUCUGAAGCCCUAUGUUGACACUGUAUUCAACUCCAUCAUUAAUCGGGAUACUCCAAACGGAGUAGUAAACGACUCAUGCGAAUACACAAUGCUUCACAUUGCUGCUCAUAAGUUGAUGUAUGACACAAUGAAGAAGCUGAGCGAACUGGGUGCAACCUGGACGUAUGUCAGGAACUUCCAGGCGAUUUUGUCAUACAAUGAGCGGGCUAAGUUCUUUUUUUCUUACCCGGCCUUCCAAAGCAUCUUCAGCAACGUCAAGUGGGCACCCAAUCUUGUGUGCUUGAUCAAAAAGGAUCGCCACGCAUGUGAGAUCUUGGAAAAGUUCUGGAAGGAAUCUUAUCCUUUCGUUGGACAGUUCCCAUUCCCCGCCGGCUUGCUUCCUGUUGGCGCUGAGGAUCGCAUGACACUUUUACACCUUCAUCUCCUUGCUGUACCCAAACAUAUCGGUGCUGAUCGGGCGGAAAAGGCAAUCAAGGAAUAUCCCGAGUUAAUCAACUUGCCCACUGGAGAGUCCCAAUGCUCCAUCUACCACAUCGCUGUCAUGGCCCAGAGCAACUUUGCUCUCUCUAACCUCCUCAUCCGCAGGUUGCGCGACCGAGUACCAUACUUCGUCGACAACCAGGGCUGUAACCCUCUUCAUACUGCAUUCAAGCAAUCCUUGCAGGGAAAACAUGGUCGCACCCCCCAAGCCCAGACUGGAACUACCGACGCCCUUUCCACCCUUUUGCGCUGGGACAUGAACCCCAUGAUGCCGCAUACAAUGGCUCCCUACCAACACCCCCUUUUGGUGAUGGGCGAGCAUGCCAUGGUUGACUGGAAUGGCCAAAACCGUGUGAUCAAGAAGAACAUUGAUGAUAUUGCGGAGUCCGAGAAACGUUGGGCUGAGGCAUGGGGCUUCGGACCCGUUGUCUUCACAAUCAAUCGAUGUGACUCUAACGGUAACACACUACUGGGCUACAUUACCAAAGCCAUCGUCGGCUACCAUGUCGAAACUGGCAGCAAGCCCCUUGAGGACCUGUUUUCAAAGAUAGUCACAGAGUACGGUGCCGACAUCAACUUGGAUGUCAACUCGUUCCGCACUCCCAUGCCCCGACCAUACAUUCAUUCUAUCAGAUGGAUGGCUAAUCACGCCAGUGGCCGCCGCCGCUUCAAGAAACUAGUAAAUGAUCUUGGCGGCCAAUUGCAUCCCGCCGAGGUUGCUGGCACCGAGGCAUCAACACUCGCAGAUGUCGACUUCCCCCCUGACCAGCCCCAUGCGCGCUGCCUCCCGGUCGAUCACCCAUACGCCCUCCAGAAACCGUUUCACCUAGCCUUCAUUCGAAAGAGCGCGCCCCAGCUGGCUGAAAAACGGGCUGCCGAUCUCCAACAACAUGCGAUCAUGGUCGGGUUCUUGGUGCGAAAUGGACAUACCCAGGAAGAGGCUGUGGCCAAGGCUACUCAGGCACUUAAACUGUAG
Molecule: messenger RNA, 1800 nt
Organism: Fusarium pseudograminearum CS3096
Lineage: Eukaryota; Fungi; Ascomycota; Sordariomycetes; Hypocreales; Nectriaceae
Exons: 1
Coding region: 1-1800 (599 amino acids)
Source: RefSeq, a predicted model, not a curated record